This is a messenger RNA of Lingula anatina, 570 nucleotides long. RefSeq names its product sarcoplasmic calcium-binding protein-like. The record is from RefSeq and is a predicted model, not a curated record. Gene Ontology annotation, molecular function: calcium ion binding. NCBI's taxonomy places the organism in Eukaryota, Metazoa, Brachiopoda, Lingulata, Lingulida, Lingulidae. Gene Ontology annotation, cellular component: endoplasmic reticulum.
AUGCCGGCGGACUACCCACUUGUGACUGGCUCGGAACACUGGAGAAGAAAAGUCCGCACCGUAUUCAAGUGCUUAGAUUCCAACGCAGAUGGCUACAUCACUAGAGAAGACUGGGUGAUCGGGGUCCGCCGUUUCGUCCAGUACUUAAACAUUGAUGAUGAGAAAGCCGAACGUAUUCUAAACGAGCGCCUCGCAGUCUGGAAAUCACUCGUCAAAGACUCAGAAGACGACACAACGGCCAAGAUUUCAGUAGAGGAAUAUGUGCAGCAUAGUUUAUCGUUCGUCAACUGGGUCAACUACCGACAGGAGUUGCAAGUAAAACUCAUCUCGACCACCUUCAAUGGGAUGGACGUCGACGGCGAUGGCUUGAUUUCCAAGGAAGAACACGCCGCUUUCUUCUACGGUAUCCACGUCCCCGUUGAGCACUCGAAGGACGUCUUUAAUGUGAUGGACGCGGAUAAGGACGGUUUUAUAUCCCUUGCAGAGUAUGCAGAGGCGCAUAUGGAGUUCUGGUUGACCGAAGAUCCCGAAAAUAAAUAUAAUGAAUUUUUUGGACCAUUGGUCGACUAG